This is a messenger RNA of Sphaerodactylus townsendi, 3505 nucleotides long. RefSeq names its product BCL2 interacting protein 3 like (gene BNIP3L). Gene Ontology annotation, cellular component: nucleus; mitochondrial envelope; mitochondrial outer membrane. Bases 349 to 990 code for a protein of 213 amino acids. The transcript is spliced from 6 exons. NCBI's taxonomy places the organism in Eukaryota, Metazoa, Chordata, Lepidosauria, Squamata, Sphaerodactylidae. The record is from RefSeq and is a predicted model, not a curated record. Gene Ontology annotation, biological process: positive regulation of apoptotic process; mitochondrial outer membrane permeabilization; defense response to virus.
UGGCCAGCUCAGCCCUGGGGGCGUGUGUGAGAGAUGGUGGGACGUGAGUGAGACAUGCGCUUUUGCCGCCACCCCGCUUCCCCCUCUCCUUUUCUCGCGGACGUGAGAGGCGUCAGGGAGGAAAAAGAGGAUUAGGGGGUUAAGGGGCGGUGCCUGCGCGCCGGCGCGUGGGCGUGCCCGUUGGGCGCGUGCGUACAGGAGACCCAGGGGCGGGGCGGUGUGGGGGCGGGGCUCUUCGCGCACAUAGCUCGUCUUGUUUUGGUUGUUAUCCUCCCUGCUGCUGUUGCCUCCGACCGGAGAGCUCCGCGGUCGCGACAAGACGCUUCCCUCCCCGCCCCUCCCGUCGCCAUGUCCUCCCCUCAGGACUCGCCUCACCACAACAAUAACAACAACCCGCCGCCUGAGGGGACGCCAGCCGAGCCGGGCCUUAACAGCUCCUGGGUAGAACUGCAAAUGAACGGAAAUGGCAACGACAAUGGCAAUGCGAAAAAUGGGGGGCUGGAACAUGUUCCUUCUUCAUCUUCCAUUCAUAAUGGAGACAUGGAGAAAAUCCUUCUAGAUGCUCAGCAUGAAUCAGGGCAGAGCAGUUCAAGGGGUAGUUCUCACUGUGACAGCCCAUCUCCUCAAGAAGAUGGACAGAUAAUGUUUGAUGUGGAAAUGCAUACAAGUAAAGACAAUAGUUCUCAGUCUGAAGAGGAAGCUGUAGAAGGAGAAAAGGAGGUGGAAGUCUUGAAGAAAAGUGCUGACUGGGUAUCUGACUGGUCAAGUCGUCCUGAAAACAUUCCUCCCAAGGAGUUUCACUUCAGACAUCCUAAACGAGCAGUAUCUUUAAGUAUGCGGAAGAGUGGAGCCAUGAAGAAAGGUGGCAUUUUCUCAGCUGAGUUCCUAAAGGUUUUCAUACCAUCUCUGUUCAUAUCUCAUGUUUUGGCUUUGGGACUAGGCAUCUACAUUGGAAAACGGCUGACUGCACCUUCAGCUAGCACAUAUUGAAAGAAGCAGUGCACAAACCCUGGAGAUCCUUGUGAUAUGUGAAGGUGUUGAUGUCACACUAGUACAUUUGAACUUGACAAUUUUGAGCAUGACCCUUCCUAGCCUCCACCUUGUCUUUACAUAUCCAGGUUCCAGUAACUCUUGGAAUUCAGUAUUGUAUCAGAACUCUGUGGGGGGUAUUUCACUAGUUUCCCCUCUCCCUUUUCCCAGCCCAUUCCCCCACCCUGCAAGACACAUCAGAAUUGCCUAACAGAGUUUACAAAUGCCUAUACGUUGCAAGGGCUUCUUUCAGUGCAAAAUGCCACCAGCAAAUUAUAAUUUUAUCAAUGAAAGCUGUUGUCUCUUUACUGCAGCAAGGAGUAAUCUGCACAGUGUAUGAGUGAACUGUUUAUAAUAAUCUUCUCUUUAAAAAAAACAUUAAAAAUUAACUGAAGUUGGUUUUAAAACAAAGUUAUUGGUAGUUUUAAAAUGUAGCUUAUUCUAAAACUUUUGGCUAAAUGCCAAAAAAAUGCCUCCUUCAAACCUAUGGAGGCAAAAACUGCAUAAAAAUCAAAGCAGAAUAAACAUGGAUUCAUCAGCAACUUUUAAUACUGAAUAAUUGUCAUUAUCUUGUCUUUUCUAUGAAGUAGUGAGUUUCUUUCAGGUUAAAAAAACCCCUUUCCAACAUCUAGAGAUUCUUUUAAAAAAGGAUCACUUUCUUUGCAUGUGAAGAAGCUUUUUAUUAUUCCUUAGAAUUUUAUUUAAUGAACGUUUUCCUUUUAAAAGUAGUUUGACUUGAAGUAUUUCUUGAAGUAUUUAGGCUCCAUGUAAAAGGAGAUUCUGCUUACUAUGGAACCACAUACAAUUUAUGAAGAGAUGGUUGUUUCAGCAGCUACUGAGGGAUCAUUCCUGGAAAUAGUCUUAUAGUUAUGUAAAACAAUUGUACAAAGCUCUGAAAUGAGAUUCAUUAUUGCCAUUUUUCAUGGUUCACUGUUGAAUCUCCCUUGGAGAUACCUUGAGAUCCUAAGGUUCUUAGUGACAUCUUGUAUAGCUAGGUAGAAAUUUCGCUAAUGGGAACACUCAGCUUUGCCCCACCUUUCAGAGCCUUUUUUUUCCUCAGAAUGUGAUGGCUUUUGCUCCAAAUUGCUUCAGAGCAAAUGGAGAUCCCUAAGUAGAUUUGUACUGGAUUUUGAAACAUGUAGCGUAUCUCUAAAGGAUUAGAAUGAUGUUUUAUAUAUAAAUAAUAGACUUUAAUACUGCAUAUUUAGAGAACCAUUAUUAAUAUUAAAAUUAGCACAAUGCCAUUGAACUAGAAUGCAUUAGACUUGCAGGUAAAAGGUGGCAUUCCAGUGGAAACAAAUAACUAAUGUUUCUGUUUUAAUCAGAUAUCUGAAAGCUGUGGGGGGAGAGGGCUUGACAGUGUAAGCAUAGUGGCUAACGGCUAGUUGAAACAGGUAAAGUUUGUAAAACAGAAGUCAUAAACAGGAAAUCCAUUUCAAAAGUUUAUGGGUGUGUUUAAUCUUUGAUUAUGGCAACACUUAAAAGUCUAGUAACAUCUGGGUUUUCCACCUUCUGUUUGGAACAGUAGCCUUUGUAUUGCUUGCAGCUAUGUAUUUAUUUUCUGUGUGGUUAUUGGAAUGGUUUUGAGGUGAUUUCAACACAGUGAGGAUGUGUUUUUAAAAAAGAAAAUCAAACUAUAGCAAACCCAAGUGAAGCUAAGAGUCUGAUUUCUUAUUCAACACUAUUGUACAUCCUUUUGCAAAGAAAAAGUGGAAUGUGGAAAUGUAUAUGAAAUUGGGAACAUGGUUGUUAAAAAAAUAAAACUUCACACCUUUCCAAAUUACUUGAUUGACCUGCAAAAUGCUGUGUGAGAACACUAAUGUAUCUACCUGCUUACGACUAUACCUUAAUAUUUCGGAUGGCAGUGAGAUUGCAAUUACUGGAGGGGGAAAUGCCAUUGGCCUUUGAAUACCUGAUCACUGUUGAGCAUGUUGUCAUGAAAUAAUACAAAACAGUAUUUUCUGAGAAAUGACCGUAAGCUUGGAAUGAAAGACCAUGACUUUUUGUAAUACUAUGAAAUGGACCAGGUUGUUAUGUAAACUUGAGCAGGGCAAUCUACUAUAAAGCUUUGUUAAGAUAAACCUUGUUAAAUAGCUUUAUACCUGUUUACAGUUUUGGGUGGAAAUGCAAGCCUUGUUUCGAUAUGUUGAGAGGUGGAGAAACUGGCUUGAAAUAUUUGUACAUAGGAUCAAGCAAUGCAUAAACUCGCACAUUAAGGAAAACAGCAGACUGAACUCGGGCGGGGGCAGGGGGAGGUAGUGGAAUCCUUAUUAACUUCUAAAAAGUGAAAACUGAUACUCUGGAUAUCACUUUUUUUUCCAAAAAGAGACAUUGCUGAAAUUAUUGGACUUAACUGAGCCAAAGUGAUUAUGCAUUCUUCAUAUUUAGUUAGCACUUUGUAACAUUAUAUACAGUUUACAGUACAUGUAUAAGUUGUAGCUAUGAACAUUUUGUGCCAUUAAAGCUGUCACAAAAA